AAUUGUCAAUGUCAUCUAUAUUCGGACUUCGGUGUUUUGGUCCUAAUUUUUCUAAAAAUCAAAAAUUGUAUAUUUUAUCGUGAAUAAAUUUAUUCCAGUUUGAAAAGUGAUAAAUAAACGUUAAAAUGAAAUUAUCGAAGGUUUUGUACCGACAACAUAUAGGGUUUAUGUUUAAAAAACAUUGGUUGAUCCAAGGAAAACGCGUGCCGAUUGAUACGGGGUUGGAAGAAAGUCUAAAAGCAAAAGGUAUACCAGUUGAAGAUGCUCUGGAGUUCGUGAAAGAGAAACAAGAACCCAGGGAGAGGUUUGAAAUCAUAGGACCACAUGAACAUAUCAAGCCACUUGAUGAAAAUCAUCCAGACUAUAAACAAAGGCCAUGUUUAACUCUUAAACAUACCAGCGUUCUGCUAGAAGGAAUAUCACAAGCUCAAGUAUUAACUAAAACAAUCAUAGCAGAAGAUAAGCUUCCUCACAGGAUUGAAGAGCUGGCUGAGGUAUCAGCUCCUAAAGCUAUUCAUGAGGGAGUAAAGAAGGCAAUUUUAAGUGCAAAUGUAUUUGAUUGUGAGCAAAAGAAGUUGCCCAAAAUUAAAGAGUCAGAAAGACCAGCUUUUAACUUUCCGAGAAUAUUAGGCAUCUCUGACAGAAGGAGAAACGAAAUUCUCACUAACAAGCUACUCCAACUUGUAGAAAAAAGCAAUGAUGUGGAAGUUACUCAAAACAAAUAUGUGGUAAACGAAGUUGAGUGUCACAGUGUCUUUGACAAGGAAGGUGACUUAAUACAAUUUCAAGAUGUCUCUGGAAUUCUUGUUACAAGCAAUAAGCCACUGAAGCAUGAGCUGAGUGAAUCUGAUAUACCAUUCAUUGAAAUACCUGACUUGUAUCCUGUUAAACAUACUGUUACCUUGCCACCUGAACACUUUUAUGAUGAAAAUAGCAAAUAUCCCCUGCGUCCAAGCGUGUCUAAAAAGCAUCCUCACACCACCUGGCUCCAUUUCAACAGAACCGAAGUGGGCAACCUGUAUGAGACGCCAGUCACCCCCACUCAAAUUUUGGGGCGCUCAUUGACGCAUGCAUUCACUGUAGCAUCGGCAUAUGCAAAACAACUACAUGGGGAGGAUGUAAAGGACCUACCUGAGCCAAUACACAUAAAUUGCAUUCAAACCGAUGGACAACGCUUCCAUUUUGGUGUGUUUGAACUAAAUACCCUGAACGUAGAUGGUACAGACGGAACAAAAAAUGUUUGGUAUUGCAAAAACGAUGUUAAACUGUACGAUUCGAGCCGUUAUUUAAGUGGUAUGCCUGUAUUAGAAAAUUACAACCCUAAUGUGUAUGGUUAUAUCAACGCUUUUUACAACUGUUAAGAAAACUUGUAUAAACUUAUUAUAUUACAGUUAAAUAAAUAGAUUAUAGCAAAAC
Messenger RNA from Maniola jurtina (meadow brown), 1416 nucleotides. It is a transcript of the gene mRpL37, whose product is annotated as 39S ribosomal protein L37, mitochondrial. The record is from RefSeq and is a predicted model, not a curated record. NCBI's taxonomy places the organism in Eukaryota, Metazoa, Arthropoda, Insecta, Lepidoptera, Nymphalidae. Gene Ontology annotation, cellular component: mitochondrion. The coding region runs from base 126 to 1361 and encodes 411 amino acids. The transcript has 5 exons.